UGUGAAUUAUUGCUUAUGGUGAUAAAUAUCUCCUCAUUAAUAAAAACUAUAAAUGAUUCCAGUCGUUGGUUUUUAUCACUUCAUUCAAAAAAGUGCCAUAAAGAAUUAUGGCGCGAAGUGCGCCUAUCUUCAUACUGUACAGGGUGUCAGACGUCACGGUCUUCUCCAUCGUGUGCUCGCGUGAAUCGAAGAGAAAAGAUGUUUGCGUCAAUCUAUGAGGCUGCCCGCCAUUCGGCCCUUCGCGGGCCCCUCACGAAGGUGCAGUGCGAGGAGGCUGCCCAGGAGCCCAGCAAUGGCGCCGUGGUGCCUCUCGUGACCGGUCGCCAGAUCGCCGCCGCCGCUGCUCCGGUUGAGGGCGAUUCCUGCGAGUUCGGCUCCCUCAAGUACUACGGCCUCUGCUGCUUCGGCGGCACGUUGUCGUGCGGAUUGACGCACACAGCUGUGGUGCCCCUGGAUCUGGUGAAGUGCCGUCUGCAGGUGGACUCGGCCAAGUACAAGAACCUCAUCACCGGCUUCCGUGUCACGCUCAAGGAGGACGGUGUCCGCGGUCUGGCCAAGGGAUGGGCCCCAACCUUCUGGGGCUACUCGGCACAGGGUAUGUGCAAGUUUGGCUUCUACGAGGUGUUUAAAGUCUACUAUGCUAAUUUGAUUGGAGAUGAGAAUGCCUACUUGUACCGAACAUCUCUGUAUCUGGCCGCAUCGGCGUCGGCAGAGUUCUUCGCCGACAUCGCUCUGUCUCCCUUUGAGGCGGCCAAGGUGAAGAUCCAGACCACUGCCGGCUACGCUAACAACUUCCGCGAGGCUGCGCCAAAGAUGUUUAAGGAGGAGGGCAUUGCUGCCUUCUACAAGGGUCUCGUGCCGCUGUGGAUGCGUCAGAUUCCGUACACCAUGAUGAAGUUCGCCUGCUUUGAGCGCACGGUGGAGGCCCUGUACCAGUACGUGGUGCCCAAACCGCGGGCGGAUUGCACCAAGAGCGAGCAGCUGGUAGUUACCUUCGCCGCCGGCUACAUCGCCGGUGUCUUCUGCGCCAUCGUGUCGCAUCCGGCUGACGUGGUGGUGUCCAAGCUGAACCAGGCUAAGGGCUCCACAGCCGUUCAGGUGGCGAAGGAGUUAGGCUUCAUGGGCAUGUGGAAGGGCCUGAUGCCCCGUAUCAUCAUGAUUGGUACACUCACGGCGCUGCAGUGGUUCAUCUAUGACGGCGUUAAGGUGGCACUUCGUCUGCCACGCCCGCCGCCGCCCUCGAUGCCCGAGUCCCUGAAGCAGAAGCUCGAGGGUUCACAGUAGGACGCAAAACAAUUAGAGAGCUAUCGUAAAUUAAAUUAAAAUCAGAAGACAGAGAAUAACGAGAAAAGAAGCACGGAGAAAGGCUGUGCUGGUAAAUGGCUGGCUUCUCUCUGCGAGAAUUUCCUGCAAAAUAUUCAAUCAUUCUUUCGAAGCGCAGUAUUCUGUUCGAAUAUUCAACACUCCAUGGAUUUGUCUAGUUGAGACAAAUCCAAAUAGCGCAUUUCACUUUUAACUAUCUUCUACAAAAUCAGUGUAUAUUUUUAUUUUGUUUGGAAUAUUAUGUAUAAUGUAGACGGAAUGUAUAAUAUUCAUUCAUGAUUGAGAACUCAAUAAAAUCGAGCAGAAUGUUGAACAAUA
Messenger RNA from Phlebotomus argentipes, 1641 nucleotides. Its product is annotated as solute carrier family 25 member 3-like. Gene Ontology annotation, cellular component: mitochondrial inner membrane. The coding region runs from base 16 to 1284 and encodes 422 amino acids. The transcript is spliced from 3 exons. Gene Ontology annotation, biological process: mitochondrial phosphate ion transmembrane transport. Gene Ontology annotation, molecular function: phosphate transmembrane transporter activity. NCBI's taxonomy places the organism in Eukaryota, Metazoa, Arthropoda, Insecta, Diptera, Psychodidae. The record is from RefSeq and is a predicted model, not a curated record.